UAUUAAAUAAUCCAACAAAAUUUUUGUUUUAUCCACGCACACGCACACAUACAACACACCCACGAGUUUCAAAUGCAAAAGAUAUUUUUCAAACAUUCUUUUUCUACCUGACGAUGAAUUUUAUUCAAAAACCGUAAAGGGAAACAAUAUCGUGAAAGGUUCAACCCCUUUUGUCUACCUCACAAUCGUAUAAUAAUCGAAGAAAUAUUAUCUCAUGGAUAAUAGGGGAAAUAAUGAUAGUCUGUAGUUAAUAUUACGAAUCGAUACGAAUUCACCACUUAAACCGUGUGCGUAAGUGUAUACUUAACUUGCUUAUUUAUUAUCACUAGGAAGGAUACAAUUUAAAAUGGAAAUUAUUGGGAUGUACGUACGUAACACAGUAAGAAAAUUUUGAUUUAUUCAAAGAGGGAGGAGUUAACACGUCAGUCAGUCAGUCAAUUCACUUAGUCAGAAUUUCUCAAACGAUUCUUUUACUCGAGGAUUAUUAAUGAACCAUUUUCUCUUCGGAAGGGAAAAUAAGUACAUCAAAGGAAAUGAACAAGUGUUAACAUUCACAGAUAUACAUAAACAGACGUUUUAUAACAGCAUUUGAAGAAGAAGAAGUAGAAGAAAAUGUUUAAAAUAUCCCCUGAAAAAGCAAUUGUUUUUUUAAAAGCCAGCGUCAGUUUGACUGGCUGUUGGCCAACCUCAUCAAAAACAUAUUCUCGUAUCAUUUUAUUCGAACUUUUAUGGUACAUUUUAUUAGCCAAUAAUUUAUUUCUUUUAUUCCCAUUGAUCAAUGCAACUUAUGAAAACCGUGCCGAUACCAUACUUUUGACCAAAUCAAUUUGUUUGUCUUGUGCUGUUGCACAAAUCACUUUUAAAAUGAUAUUAUGUCGUCAUGAACGUCCUCGAUUUCAAGUAAGUUGAUUUUCUUGUGUUGAAUUUAUCUUUAUUAUAGACACACACACACACACACACAACACAUUAUUCGUGGUAGAUCGAUAUAAUAAAAAAUCAUGUUAGUUAUCUUAAAUAAUAUACGCGGAUGGAUUGAAAAGUAUGGAGAUUAACACACGAGAGGGAUUAAAAUAUUCUGAGCUUUAUGAUUUUUCGUUUGUCAUGUUAGGUUCAAAACUUUUCAACCCAUCCACUCAAAUGUGUUAGAGAUCAGUUAAACGAAAUAUGAAAGAUUGUAGCAUUAGUUGUGUAAGAGUAUGAAUAGGGGUCCGAGUAAAUGUAAGCACUACUACAUAUACCGUAUGCAAUCAGGCGUCGAGUUUAUGAAAAAAAAAAUUAUGAAUUACGCUAAAUUAACGAACUUCCUGACUUAAUUACGCCCACCUUAUAGUUGUGUCUGUGUUAAUAUAAUAUAAAUUUAAUAAAAAUAAUUGCAAUAAAAAAUGUAGACAAAUAAAUGUAAUCUAUUAGUACACAAAACCAGAGUUAAAUACGGAAGUUAAACUUAAAAUGAAUGUAUUACCUAUAUACACAUACACACACAUAUACAAACACUGGAUUUUUCAUUUUUGUAAUAAUUCACUUAUUUAAUAUAAUUUUAUUAAUUAAAUGUCUUGUUUUUUGUUUAUUUCAGUCGUUGCUGUUAGAUUUGGAAAAUUCUUGCAAAACUGAUACCAACGAUGAGAAAAUUAUUCUCGAAAGAUUUAUAGACAAAUGCAAAUACGUUUAUGUAAUUUACACGAGUUUAUGUUAUUUAACAGCUUUCAUCGUUAUCUGUAGUCCAUUGUACACGAAUCAAAAAUUUCCAACGACUGCUAAAUAUCCCUUUGCUGUCGAUUAUUCACCUAUUCGUGAAAUAAUAUUUCUGCAUCAGAGUUUAGUAGGUUUGCAGGUAUCAGCUGGUAUGUGUAUCGAUUGUAAAUUGGCUGCACUUCUUUGGUACGUUGCUGCUAAAUUCGAAGUACUGUCAAAGGAUAUAAGAGAAUUUAAAAACAUGGAAGAAUUGAAUGCUUGUAUUACGAGACAUCAGGAAGUGCUCAGGUAACGAACGAGAACGUGACAUUGCAUCGUUUAAGAAAAAAGUACUUCAUUACAGGUACGCAGGUGAAACCAAAGAUGUUAUUUUGUAUUUGGUUUUAACUACGAUACUAACGACUACCAUGGGUACUAUAUUUGCUGGUUUAAAUAUCGUCGAUCAACAACCAUUGGCAGUUAAAAUACAAUACGUCUUCGUCGUGUUCGUUGCAAGUGCAGAACUCUUCAUUUAUGCUUGGCCUGCUGAUAAUUUAAUAAAUGUGAGCAGUAACAUCUCUUGGGACGUAUACAAUUCGAAUUGGUUAAAAAGUAGUCCUUCUGCAAGAAAAAAUCUUAUACAGUGUAUCAUCAGAUCGCAGAAAUCUGAAACAAUUCACGUUGGAAAAAUAAAGAUGCCAUUGUCUUUUCAAUAUUAUGCUUCUUAUUUGACUUCAUCUUUCUCUUACUUCACCAGCUUGAGAGCUGUACUUAGAAAAAGAUACGAUUAGAUCAUUUAGAAAAAAACGAAAGAAAACUAACUCAAUAUAUUUGAUCUGUUAAAAUAAUUUCUUUCUCAAAAGCAUUAUUACCUUAGUUGCAUUCCUAGUUUGCUUGUCCUCAAAUCUGUUAAAUUUCAAUAUUAAAUAAAAGAUGGACACUUCUGUACAAUAAAUAAAAACUAAGGAAUAAUAUGAAACACAA
This is a messenger RNA of Polistes canadensis, 2655 nucleotides long. RefSeq names its product odorant receptor Or2-like. The coding region runs from base 1947 to 2462 and encodes 171 amino acids. The record is from RefSeq and is a predicted model, not a curated record. NCBI's taxonomy places the organism in Eukaryota, Metazoa, Arthropoda, Insecta, Hymenoptera, Vespidae. Gene Ontology annotation, biological process: detection of chemical stimulus involved in sensory perception of smell; sensory perception of smell. Gene Ontology annotation, cellular component: plasma membrane. Gene Ontology annotation, molecular function: olfactory receptor activity; odorant binding. The transcript has 4 exons.